Molecule: messenger RNA, 1023 nt
Organism: Cydia splendana
Lineage: Eukaryota; Metazoa; Arthropoda; Insecta; Lepidoptera; Tortricidae
Product: seroin-like
Exons: 6
Source: RefSeq, a predicted model, not a curated record
GGACCAUUGAGGUGCGUGAAGCCUACAUUCGACACACUGUUUAAUCAGCAGGUGUCUCGCUUUGAUAAUACUUAAAAGCAAAGUCGGUGCAUCGGUAUCCAGUCUGUAUUCGCCUGCCCCGGUAACCCGAGUACUCUGAAAUAAGAUUGUAAAAGAAAUAGUUAUUACGCCGAUCAUGGCGUCCAUGCAAUUCCUCAUUGUUGCUGCAGUGCUCAUCGGCUGUGCCAACGCUAAAUUUGUCUGGGAACCUGACACCAACGACGAUUUCCCUGCAUUUAAACCAUUUAAAAUGCAAAUGCCUGUGCCGCCCACCCCUCCCCAACUCCCGUUCGCCCCAUUCCCUCCUUUCGAACCCUUCGCUCCUAUCCAACCGAUCCCACCAAUGCAACCAUUCGCUCCUAAUGCUUUUAAUUUCCCGAUGCCCCCUAUAAUAUCCGCUGACGAGAUUAAGAAAGCGAAGCCAGGGCCGAACGGCGUGUACAACGGUGUGAUGGUGUCGUCCAGCAGCAAAUCAUACGUAGACAAGAACGGGAAAGUCGUGAAAGAGGGAGGCACUUCGGUCCUCACCAACCAGGAUGGAAAGGUCCAGGAGUGGAAACACGGCAAUGCACCACCUGAUCUCAACAAACCUAUCCAGUAAAUGCCGAAAUUUGAACCAAUCAAGUUUAAGCCGAUCAAAUUUGAACCAAUCAAAUUCGACCCUAUAGAACCCAUCAACAUCGAAGACAUUAAAAACCAUAAGCCUGGCAAAGGAGAAAGCUAUAGCGGUUAUUCAGUGUCGUCAUCAAAGAGCACAAAAAUUGUCAACGGGAGGGUGGUUGAAGACAAAGGAGCAUCCAGUGUCAUCGCUAACGACAAUGGAAAAGUUGACCAGCAACACGCCGGGUACAACAAAGGUGACAAACGCAGACGCAAUUAAAGGACCGAUAAAUUGAGACACGAGUGGAUGAAAUAUGAAGUACACUGGUGUUGUUGCGUUGAGAUGUUAAAUUACGUACCUACAAAUAUGUUCAAAAAUUUUUA